Molecule: messenger RNA, 1793 nt
Organism: Closterium sp. Naga37s-1
Lineage: Eukaryota; Viridiplantae; Streptophyta; Zygnematophyceae; Desmidiales; Closteriaceae
Source: the annotation of a GenBank genome assembly
UGCAAUUCCUGCACGACUGCCAGAUGGCAUGGAAUACGAAUUUCUCUGGCUGGAAUGAGACGAUAAUGCAAGGCGGCAUUAACUGCGACAAUGCUGACGGCAUCACAUGCGACUCGAACGGAAUGAUCGUGACACUUGGAUUGGCGAACUUGGGUCUGCAAGGGCCUAUUCCGGCGUCCAUCAGCAACUUGAGAGAGCUUGUUGACCUUAAUUUUUAUAUGAAUCAGCUGUAUGGCUCUAUUCCAACUCAAGUUUUCACCCUCACAAAGCUGACACGCCUCCAUCUUGGUUCCAAUCAAUUCACAAGCUCAAUCCCCAGUGAAAUUGGCAUGCUUACGAACCUGAUUAGCACUACAAGAAGUUACCCACCCUGGGUUGGCGCCUCUGUCACACCGCCCUCACCCCCCCCGCCUAGACAUGAGCAAAGAGAUUUUGGUCCAAACCAGCUCAAUGGCUCAAUCCCUGAUGCACUCUGCGUCCUCACAAAUAUGAUAUUUCUAAAGUGUGAUACAAGUCAGUUAAGUGGUUCGAUUCCAUCUUGCAUCGGCAAUUUGAAAAAACUACAAUCGCUGUAUCUGGGAGGCAAUCAGCUUGACGGCCCCAUUCCUCUAGCUACCCUGAGACCUUUAACAGCAUUGAGAGCAUUAGGCUUAGCCAGCAACAAGUUCACUGGAAAACUUUCUUUCCUUUCAACCCUCUCUACUAAGAUGGAAACCCUGACUAUCAACAACAAUCAGUUCAGUGGCUCCAUUCCUUCUGUCAUUGGCUCUCGCUUUCUCAGACUGCAAUAUCUUGAUGCAUCUCACAACUACCUUUCAGGCCUGAUUUCGAUUCUUCCAUGGUUCAAAAUGGACCUUUCAAACAACUACUUGACAGGUCUUCUGAACGGUUCAGCCUCCCUUGACAGCCGUCUUGCUGUCAACUGUUUCACGCAGCCCAAAUGUCCCAGCACGCAGCCCAACUGUUCCUCCACGCAGCGUACUGCAGCUGAGUGCACCGCAUUCUGUGGUGGCUGGAAUGCUUGUGAUGGCCGUGGCAUCUGCUAUCCAGACGGGCCCAGCUUGGUGCCAACGUGCUUGUGUGAACUGGGAUACGUGCAGAUUGGGCGGUUCCAUUGUUUUGCAGCAGGUUGGGAUCGUGGCCUCUUUGUCAGCAUGCCUGUUCUUCCCGUAUUCACCAUUCUCACCAAGGGAACGCAGCGACAGACAGUCGGAAAGUUUAUGGCAAGGCCAGUAAGCCUUUUCGCGUACCCAAAGCCUCUGGCCACGGGAUGUGGCGUGGAGCUGGCUUUCAGUGUGAACUUUACAUUCUGCCUCGUUCCCCAGAAUGGUACUGCCGGGUCCAACGGCUUUGCAUUUGUGAUAGCCGCGAAGGGGAAGGUGGGCAAAGCUGAUGGUGUAGGCUACGGUGGAAUGGAAAGGCGGAGUGUAGCCAUUCAAUUCAACACGCUUCAGAAUGGCAACCAAAAUGAUGAGCAGCAUGUAGGGCUCAACAUUAAUGGCUCGGAUAGUUCGUUGGUCGCAGUGGAGUCACCAUUCACUCUGAGCGACGGUGAAUUCUACACAGCAUGGGUGGACUAUGACCCUUGGAAUUCUGGGACAAUUCAAGUGUUUCUGGCCAACUCCAGGGUGAAGCCAGAGACGCCGCUGCUGCAGAGGGAGCUGUCGCUGUGCACGGUGCUGCAGCCUAGUGCGCAGCAGUCGGCGUUCUCCUUUGGCUUCGUGGCGUCCACCACUGUGAUGCCCUUUCAGAUGCAUUCCAUUGUCAAGUCUGCCAUGCGAACAGGCAAGUGA